Candida dubliniensis CD36 is the source of this 1131-nucleotide messenger RNA. RefSeq names its product putative ribokinase (gene RBK1). Gene Ontology annotation, biological process: D-ribose metabolic process. The coding region runs from base 1 to 1131 and encodes 376 amino acids. NCBI's taxonomy places the organism in Eukaryota, Fungi, Ascomycota, Pichiomycetes, Serinales, Debaryomycetaceae. The transcript has a single exon. The record is from RefSeq and is a predicted model, not a curated record. Gene Ontology annotation, molecular function: ribokinase activity.
AUGCCAUCAAUUACUAUUAUUGGAUCAUUAAAUUAUGAUUUAGUAACAUAUACUAAUAAAAUCCCUCAAGGUGGAGAAACAUAUCAAGCAAAUUCAUUUGAAACUCAUGUUGGAGGUAAAGGAUUAUAUGAAUCUAUUGCUGUUGCCAAAUUAACUCCACCAAAUUCUAUCUUAAUGAGUCAUAAUGAUUGUGGUAGUGAUAAAAUUGAUAUUCGUAUGGUGGGUAAAAUUGGUGAUGAUUCAUUUGGUCAACAAUUGAAACAAUUUUUAAUUGAUAAUAAAGUUAAUGUUGAUCAUGUAAUCACUGUGAUUAAUCAAACUUCUGGAGUGGCAAUUAUUUUAGUUGAACAAAAUAAUAAUGGAGAAAAUCGAAUUUUAAUAAUUCCUGGAGCUAAUGGGGAAUUAAAACUUGAUGAUAAAGAAUAUGAAACCAUUUUCUCAAAAAAUAAAGGUAAUGAUGAAUUUAAUUCAUUUGUGAUUUUACAAAAUGAAUAUCCUGAUACUAUUAAAUCAAUCAAUUGGAUUAAAAAAAAUCGUCCACAAUUGAAUAUUGCUUAUAAUCCAUCACCAUUUAAAUCAGAAUUAAUUACUAAAGAAUUAUUAUCGAAAAUAGAUUUAUUAAUAGUUAAUGAAGGUGAAGCAUUAGAUGUGGCUAAUCAUUUAAUGAAAAAUUCUCAUCAACAAGAUUUAAUUGAUCAAAUAAAUCACAUCAAUCGUGGUGGUAGUGGUGAUGGUGGUGAUAAUAGUAAAUUAUUGAUUGAAGUGUUUCUGAAAUUGGCCAUUGAAUUACAACAAUUAAUUAAUCCUCAUAAUGUUCAAGUGGUAAUUAUAACUAUGGGUAGUAAAGGAUCCAUUUAUAUUGCUAAAGAAACCAAUAAUAAUAAUAAUAAUAAUAAUAAUAAUAAUAAUAAUAAUAAUCCACAAUUUAUUGAAGCUAGAAAAGUUGAAAAAGUCAUUGAUACUACUGGGGCUGGUGAUACAUUUUUUGGAGCAAUUGUUCUGAAUUUAGCAUUAGGUAAACUGAUUGAUUAUGCAAUAAAGUUUGCUACUACAGCAAGCAGUUUAACAAUUCAAAAGAAAGGUGCUGCUGAAGGAAUACCAAGUUAUCAAGAAGUAAUAGACAACUUGUAA